This is a messenger RNA of Hevea brasiliensis (rubber tree), 1465 nucleotides long. RefSeq names its product UPF0481 protein At3g47200-like. NCBI's taxonomy places the organism in Eukaryota, Viridiplantae, Streptophyta, Magnoliopsida, Malpighiales, Euphorbiaceae. The coding region runs from base 1 to 1377 and encodes 458 amino acids. The transcript has a single exon. The record is from RefSeq and is a predicted model, not a curated record.
AUGGAAACAUCAAAUCUUCCCACCAGCCACAACCAAGAAAAUGGAGGAAUCUCUCAUCAUAUUAUCAGAAUCCCAGAAGAAGAUCAAGAAUGGUUAGCUUCAGUGGAAAAGAAGAUACAAGAAAUGCCAAAGCUGUUGAGCAAAUCAGCAGGUGGGAGUUCCUGUUGCAUUUUUAGAGUGCCUCAAAGUCUCGUUGAAAUUAACAAGAAGGCUUAUCAACCCCAUAUAGUCUCCAUCGGACCCUACCACCAUGGAAAAGAACACCUCAAGAUGAUUCAAGAACACAAGUGGCGAUUUCUUGGUGCUGUUCUUGCUCGAACACAAAAGCAUGGUGUUGGCCUCACUGACAUGUUUAAAGCCAUAGCAUCAAUGGAGAAGAGGAUAAGAGAAUGUUAUUCUGAAACUAUUGAAUAUAGCAGCCAUGAUUUCAUUGAAAUGAUGGUGCUGGAUGGAUGUUUUGUGAUCGAACUUUUCUGCAUAGUUGGAAGGUUAGUUCAGACUGAUCUUGAUGACCCCAUAUUCAAUAUGUCUUGGCUGUUGUAUUUUCUUAUGAGGGAUUUUCUCAGGCUGGAGAACCAAAUUCCUUUCUUUGUUCUUCAAACAUUGUUUGAGCUAUCAAUUUUAGCUUCCAGAAGGGAAAACAUUCCCUCCUUGACAGAACUCACCCUGGGAUUCUUUGAUUAUGUGGUUCAGAGACCAACUGAAGUCCUAGAUAGGUAUAAUAACGUUAAUGGGAAACAUUUACUAGAUUUGUUUCGCUUAACUUUCAUCCCUCCAUCACAAGAAGUGCCUAGAAAGAUUAGUCCAUUUCUUCAAUUGAUUCAAUCUGCCAAAAAGCUUCAUCUUGCUGGAAUCCAGUUCAAGCCAAGGGAGACUGGAACCUUCUUGGACAUUAAAUUUAGUCAUGGAAUCCUCGAAAUCCCUCCUUUAACAAUUGACGAUUUCACUAGCUCUUUCUUGCUCAAUUGUGUAGCAUUUGAGCAAUGCUAUAGUCAUUGCUCAAAGCACAUUACUACUUAUAUUACCUUCAUGAGCUGCCUGAUCAACGCACCGAUUGAUGCAGGGUUCUUAAGUGAUAAUGGAAUCAUUGAGAAUUACUUUGGAACUGAUACGGAAGUUGCAAAAUUCUUUAACAACAUUGGCAAGGACAUUGCUUUUGAUAUCCAGAGAAGUUAUCUAGCGAAAUUGUUCGAGGAUGUGAAUGAAUAUUACAGGAACAAUUGGCAUGUGAGAUGGGCAGGAUUCAAGUACACUUAUUUCAACACACCAUGGUCAUUCAUGUCAGCCUUAGCUGCACUUAUCCUCCUCAUCCUCACCAUUAUUCAGGCGUUCUUUGCUGUCUACGGAUAUGCCCAUCCUCCUAACAAUGGGCAUUGAUCAUGUCAUCUGAUUACAGGAUCAUCAACUUGCAGAUUUCAAGUGUUAGUUCUUUCUUCUGCAAGAUAUUGCUGUAAUAUGCUAAUAU